Striga hermonthica is the source of this 2370-nucleotide messenger RNA. The record is from the annotation of a GenBank genome assembly. Lineage: Eukaryota; Viridiplantae; Streptophyta; Magnoliopsida; Lamiales; Orobanchaceae.
AUGUUAGUGAUUGUCGGAAUCUUACUGAUUUUCGGCCUGGUAGUUCGGUACAAGUGGAAGAAUGGGGCUGCGAAGAAGGAGGAGAUUUUGAGGCUAGUUGCUGUAGCCUCGGAAGAGGAGGAAAGAAUUGCUAGGCUUCAAGCUUUUGAAGAGUACAGUUCACCUCCGCAACCUCAGCCGCAGCUCGAGAACCAACAUUAUUGUGCCGUUUGUUGCAGCCCCACUACUACAAGGUGCUCACAGUGUAAAGCUGUUCGAUACUGUUCUGGCAAGUGCCAAAUAAUCCACUGGAGACAAGGUCAUAAGGAUGAGUGUCGGCAAGCAACUUCACCUGGUGCUAGCUACAAAAGUGGAUAUGAUGUGGAAACUGCUUCAGAAAACCAUGCGACUCACUUGCAAAAUGAAAUGAAAAUAUGUUCUGAUGCCAGUCAAGAAUUUAAUAAUUCUCGAUCUUCAAGUAGCUCAACAUCUUGCUUCUAUUCUUCCACCGAACGUAGUGAAUCAUCAUCUGAUGCAUCUACUAGCGAGGCUGUUGAGUUUGAAACACCUAUCCAGCCAGAUAAAGCACUGCCUGUUGCUUUUCGUUCUCACAAGUCAAAAACUAUAUCUCGGUCGUGUGAUGCUGAAGUGCCAAGCCCAUCACCAUCUGUUUAUUCAGUUAAUCACCCACCAGGUGGCAGCAAGAUUGAAAAGACGAAGGCUGAUGAUAGCCUCAGGUCGACUAGCAUUAGAAAUAAAAGGAAUGGAGAUAGUGUUGCUGUGUUGGAAGAGUUUGGACAGGGUGGAAGUGAGUUGAGGACUGCAAGAUCCUCCAGUGCUGCAAGGACAUCUUCAACUGAAAAAUGUAAAAAUUUAGAUCCGAUGCCUGCUGAUAAAGUGACAAGAAUCGUUAGGUCUCCUGGUAACCGUGGUAUGCCAAAUGUAGAAUAUAAUUCAGAAUGCUCCAAAUCUUUGAAGAUGCUGCCUUCAGAUGAGUUUUGGAGAAAUGAAUCACAAGUCUCUUGCAGUAAUGAAAUGAAAUCAACACCUACAUUUGUAAGUACUGGAAAUUGUCAGAAGUUGCCUUCGAAAACGGAUAAUCGUCAUAUCAUUUCUUCGGAGACUGAAGGUGUUCGAAAUAUGCCACAAGAGACUAGCAAGAGUCUGAAAACAUCUGUACAGAAAUUGGUGCAACAUUUCAAAGCACCAAAGCAGAAUAUGGUGACAGACUUGGGUGGAACUUAUAAACAUAAGAAGGGACAAGCUACGAAAUCUCCUCUAUCCCCUGUUGGAUUACUGUCUCUAAUACAGCCGAUUGGGAGAGAAGAAGAUGCACAUGAGUUUUUGAGAAAUGUGGUAGACAAAAUGGAAUCAACAUGCCUUGAGGAUGCUGGUGCCUCUGGUUCAUCUUCUGAAGAUUCAAGCCUUAUGGGCCUGACUUUUGGCGGCUAUCUCCGGUCCAAGAUCAAAUGCAUGAAGUGUUCAGGAAGAUUUGAAAGAUUUGACCGAAUGAUGGAUCUUACCGUGGAGAUCGAUGGGAAUAUAUGGACACUUGAAGAUGCUCUUAAACAAUUCACAACAUCUGAGACACUUGGCGGAGAUGAUAAGUAUAAGUGCAGUAGAUGCAAGUCUUACGAGAAGGCUAAGAAGAAAUUGACUGUUCUUGAGGCCCCUAAUGUUCUUACAAUCGUUCUCAAGCGAUUUCGGUCAGGCAACUUAGAAAAGUUAAAUAAGUUUGUGAAGUUUCCCAAGGUUCUUAACCUUUCUCCUUAUAUGAGUGGAAUGAACGAGAAGUACCCCAUAUACGAGCUUUAUGCAGUGGUGGCCCACUUGGGAAUGAACGCUGCUUACAGUGGCCACUAUGUGAGUUACAUAAGGGAUUUCCAGGGGGAUUGGUUCAAAAUUGACGACAGCCUGGUAAGUCACGUGGACCUGGAGACUGUCUUGUCUGUAGAAGCUUACAUUCUCUUUUAUGCAAGGCAUUCUCCGCGAGUCCCAUCAUUGGUUAGGAGUACCAGUUUUCAUUCUGAUGCGAAAACCAAGAGAAAUACAGAAGCAACCUCCUCCAGUAACAUUUCCAAGAAAAAGAAUUCAAAGGCAAAACCAAACUUUUCUGGCCGGUAUGUGGACCCCACAUCUCCUCGUCAGCUUUCCGGCAAACAACUCCAUUGGAUGUCUCCAAAUGAUUUCAGUGGGGAGCAUGAGGUGGACCUUUAUGGCUGGGGAUUCCACAAAAACAACCCACUAGCUGACUCAUCAUCAAGCGACAGCUCAUCCAUUUUCAGCACAUCGGAUGCCGGUUCAUACAGUACUGACAGCACCAAGGACUCUAGUGCAGAGGAUAUAUCUGGAUAUUUUUUCGGGACUAGCACUAGCUGGUACAAACCGUAA